AGGAGAGACACUUUCUCUUUCCCCUUAGUAUGUUUCUCUCUUUCCCAGAAGUCCACACCCAAUGGAGAGCUAACGUCAGCAAUCUUACUGCUUUAUUGCUCUUGACAGUUGUAUCGGCAGGAGUGUUCUGUCCUCCAGACAUUAUCCAGAGAGAUAAAAGUGAACUCAUAAAGCUGAGGAUCUUUGAUCCGUCAAUGGCUUCACAGACCAUAAACUUCAUCACCUGGAAUGUUAAUGGACUUAAACAAAACAGAGAUCAGAAAUUUCAAGAACUUCAAAGUGCUGAUAUUGUUUUCUUGCAAGAGACUCACAUUGGAGUAGAAGAUGAACAAAUAGAAGACUAUAAAAAAGAUUGGGUUGUUUUCUACACAAAGUACACCUCCUCCAGCAGAGGAACUGCCAUUCUAGUGAGGAAGAGUCUAGAUUUUGAAUAUAUAAGUGAUGACAAAGAUAACAGGGGAGCUUAUGUUGUGUUGAAAUGUAAGCUGGCAGGUCAGCUGUACACUCUGGUGAGUGUUUAUAACCAUCACACCGAUGCAAAAACCCUUGAUAAUCUUUCAGGAUACCUGCAGAAAAUGACCACAGGGCUGCUGGUAAUUGGUGGCGAUUUCAACACAAUUCUCAAUCCGUUUAUCGACAAAAAGAGUAACACAAGCAAGAUAGCAAAUAAAAGGAAUCAGAAAAAUCUGCUCUUGUUUGUGGAGAAGUUCAUGAAAUCUCUUCAGCUGGCUGAUGUCUGGAGAAGAAAGAACCCCAUAAAGCAGGAUUUUACAUUCUACAUAAAAGAUUGUCCGGUGUCCAGACUGGAUUACUUCUUCAUACCUGAUGAAUGUAUGUGGCGAGUGAGAAGUUGUGAAAUAAGAAACUCUGAGAGGCCUGACCAUCAGUCUGUAUCUCUGGAGAUCAAUAACAUCUCCACAAUUCCUUUAAUGAAACAAUGCCUUGUACAAUCGUUCUUCCAACUAUUAAAUCAUAAAAGUGAUAUAUUGACUGAUGAAAGAGGUCCAUCACAGGGGGAAGAAAACUCACAUGUAGUCAGUGAGGUUGACAUUGUGUCAGCUGUUCAAUCUCUUCAAGUUUCAGACACACCAAGACCAGACGACAUCCCAGUUUCUUUCUAUAGAGAGAAAAUUCAGGAUCUGAUUCCAUACAUAAAGACACUCUAUAACAGAAUCCGCAGGGGUGAAUUUAACUGCUCUGAGAAACAGUUUAACAAAACUGUGAAAAGCCCACAUGACGACAGUCAUCACUUUUUUAACAUUGACUACCUCAUCAUUGCAACUAUUCUGGCAAAACGUCUGGAUGAUUUCUUGGAGUCUCAAUCAAAGGGUCAGGUACCAGAAAACUCAGCUGCUGUCAUGAUCAGUCCUAAAACCUUCUGCACUGAGAUGAAGUUGUCUUGUAUAAAGGAUGAGAUAGAAAAACAAAAACGAUCAAAUCCAGCUUUAUAUCAGGAUUUCCUCAUUGUGAAAAACCUGUUGAGAGAUGCACCGGAAGGAGAUGCUGGAUUUACAAAUGUUUCAAGUGAAAGAGAUAAACUGCUGGAUCAGGGCUGCCCCUUGACCCCGGUUCUCAUUACACUGGCUCUGAAAUGCUUUGCCUCUGCAAUAGCUGGAGAUUUCAGACAGCAUGAAAUUCGAGUUUUCAAAGAAUGCGUGAUACUUUGCGUCCAACCUGAGGAUCUUGAGAAAGUAAUGGCUGCUGUGAGAAACAAAGCCAAUGAAGUAUUCCACGUCACAGAAUUAUUCAGCGGAAAUGUUAGACGUGAACAAUUAAAGUUUACAAGAAAUGAGAGUGAAAUGAACAACACAGCGGAAGAAUCGGAGCCCAGUUGGUCAAAAAUAAUCAAAAUCAAUGCAGAGAGUAGAGUGUGUGAGGAGCAUGAUUUUGAAAUACAUGAGGAUGAAGACAUUUUAGUGUUGGGUGAUGAAAGGCAGACCAUGUAUGCAGUUGUGACUCUGCAAGACUCAGAUGAGGUGAUGGUGGUGUCAUCAAACUGGUUGAGCCUGGAUAAAAAGCUAUGUUACUGGCCUCCAUUUAAAUCCACAGAGAAGUGUAUUGAAGCCGUUCAGAACAGACAUAAGCCUGAAACAGGAGGGAAACCAUGGGAGAAACUAAACGUUAGCUUUCACAGAGAAUAUGUCACAUUUGAUAAGGCAAAAGAGGGGCAAAAAGAAGUAAAGGAACAGAAGGAACGAUCAUAUCUAUUAGCCACUGGAUUUCCUGGAAUAAAGAGACAAAGACUUGAAAACUUUCAAGGAAUGUCAAAUAAUCCGCUUCAAACACUUGCUCCAGUAACAUCUACAUCUACAUCUACUGAUGACAAAGAUGAAAUCCUCAAAAUGCUAAGAGACAUUAAGAGCACGGUUCUGCGAAACUCUACCAUGUUAAAGAAACUAAUGAAAAACAAUGGAGUUUCUGAAGCCCCCAGCAGCAGCACCAAUGUGCCUCCUAAAGAGAUGAACAAAACUACAAACCUACAAUUACCACUAAAAACCUUUGAUGAUGUGGCCAGGAUUGAAAGAGAGCUCAGCAAUGCAACAACACGCAAAAAAUAUGCAAAACAUCUAUCAGAACUUGGAGGCUUUGGGCCAAAAGAUGUUGUUAAGAACAUAAUGCAAAGUGUCCUAACAGAUGAUCUGGCAAAGGAGUUCAACUGGCAGGGCAGAGGAGAAAAAAAGGCCUUCUCUCAGCUUCUUUUAGCAGAUGUGAUCAGAGAUGCUGCAUUCAAACGAAGCGUAAUCAGGCUGGAAUGUGAAAAGGAAAUUAAAAAAUAUCUGAGUUACACAGCUGAUCGACUCACUCGGAAGAGACCAAGACAAGAAGGAGGUCCUGUGGUUGGGAUCCCAGAUAUGAUUUCUCCAACACCCAUUGACGAAGACCCAGAAAUAAAUUGGGACAUUUUUGAUUGAGUUUUUGAAUCAGUCAUUGGUUAUGUAGAUCCAGUUACACAUUAAACAUUUAUUUCUGUGA
Messenger RNA from Danio aesculapii, 2973 nucleotides. RefSeq lists its product as uncharacterized. The transcript has 9 exons. Bases 30 to 2912 code for a protein of 960 amino acids. The record is from RefSeq and is a predicted model, not a curated record. Lineage: Eukaryota; Metazoa; Chordata; Actinopteri; Cypriniformes; Danionidae. Gene Ontology annotation, molecular function: catalytic activity.